Molecule: messenger RNA, 747 nt
Organism: Neohortaea acidophila
Lineage: Eukaryota; Fungi; Ascomycota; Dothideomycetes; Mycosphaerellales; Teratosphaeriaceae
Exons: 2
Coding region: 1-747 (248 amino acids)
Source: RefSeq, a predicted model, not a curated record
AUGGAGAAGGGAAUUACGGCCAGCGAGGGAGGUACCAACACCGCACCAAUGAUGACUUCCAAGGAUACUGCUGCCGAUGAGAAAGUUACCACGCCGGAUCUGCAAACGAUGAACGAUGACAAGCUGGCCAGGAACGAGUGCAUCAAACGCAUCAUCGCCGAGGACAUCAAAGAAGGCAAGCUCGAUCACUCCUACCUCAUCAUUGCCGACAAGCGCUUGAGCUGCCUGGGUGUCGCGGACUACCUGGUGAAUGAGGGUGUGUUUGCUGCAUCGGAGGUGCGCGUGUGCACUGGCUCGAAUUACAACAGAAAGGGCCGUGUCUACGUUCGCCAGUUCAAGAAGUGCGAAGAAGGGGUCAGGGUUCUGAUCAUGACCCCAGAGUUCGCAAUCCGCGGAGUCAGCUAUCCAUGCCAUCCCAGCAUCAUCUGGUACAAGACACAUCCCGUGUACGACACUCCGGCCAGCCUUUUGAACGCCUACCUCAGUGCAGUCAGCCGCCUCGGACCCAUGAACAUCGAAGGCCACUUCCAUGCUCUGCUGCGUCCUGGAGAUCGCGAUGACGAGCGUUUGUGUGCUGCCAUCGUCCCAUUCUACGAUCAGAAGGAGAUGGGACAAGAUAAUCCAGUGACGGACUUCAUGAGAGAGAUGGCGAACGCUAGCAACACCAAGGUCACUGCAGCUGACGUGAGCAAGGACGGUCAAUCCGAAGGGGUGAUGUGCCGCAUCUUCGGUGCGCCUCGAUAUUGA